Heterocephalus glaber (naked mole-rat) is the source of this 3423-nucleotide messenger RNA. Lineage: Eukaryota; Metazoa; Chordata; Mammalia; Rodentia; Bathyergidae. The record is from RefSeq and is a predicted model, not a curated record.
CAGGCCCCUGGAAAUAGGUGGUUCUGGCGUGGGCUCCAGGUUGGGAACCACUCCAGGCCCUGGCUGCUCAAAGUGUGGUCCCUGGACUGGUAGUGUCAGCUUCGCCUGGGAACUGGGGGAGACUCAGCAUCUCAGGGCCACCCAGACUUCCCAAGUCUGCAUCUAAUGAGAUCUGUGGGUGACACUGUCACUUUGUGGCCCAGCACGCCCAGGUCAAGUUUGGGGCCUUACAUGAGUCCACUUAGGGUUGCUGUGACAAAGUGCCACAAACUGGGUUGCAGAAAACCACCGUAGUUUGUCCCCUUGGUCCUGGAGACAAAGUCCAAAAUCAAGGUGUUGGCAGAGCCAGGCUCUGCGCAGCGUCCGGGGGAGGGUCCUUCUCCGCCUCUUCCCACUCCUGGGACACGCGCCAUGCUUGGCAGCCCUCGGCUUGUGGCCCCAGCCAUCUUUGCCUCUGUCACUAGGUGGCGUCUCCCUGUGUCUUUGCAUCUGACAUCCACCCUACUCCACUGACAGCCUUGUCCACAUCUGCAGUGACCCUAAUUUCUAAAUACGGUCAGUUGCAGGUUCCAAGUGGGCAUGUAUUCUGGGGACACUGAGGCUCCAGCUUCACGAGUCUCUGUUCUGGGAUGCACAGGGCAGAAACAGAGGCCAGUGCUGUGCCCUCACCCAGCAGGUGCACAUGAAGGAGCCACACAGAAUGGGUGAAGGGACGAAGUUGCAGCCUGCACUCCGGGGGAGGGCGGGCAUGGGGCGCAAGGCCCAGAGCUGGAGCCUAGAGCUCUUCCAGCAAAGCCUUUGUGUGUUGGGGUCCCCAGGGUCUCUACUUGGGAACCUCUUACAGUGGCCUGUGCCGAAGAAAAUGAAGGGAGGAGCUCCCUCCCUCUGGGAACCCUUCCCAUGGAGGGUAAGGGGUGAGGGCAGGGUUUAUGGGUCCAGAGGAAUCCAGGCUGUGCUUGGGAGGAGCUGGGCGCCCAGGUCGUGGGAGGUGUUUGCAGUGUUGCCUGUUUUGUUUUGUUUUGCACGGAGGUGCAGCACCUUACACAGUACACUGUCACCUGGGUGGGCUUUUGGGUGGUGUAGCCACCCCCCCACCCAGGCGUUCUCUGUUGGAAAGGGUGGGCACCGAGCUCACCUAAAUCCCCUGGGCCCUUCCCAAAGGCAAGGCAAUUGGGGUGAGUGCUCUGAACCCCCAAGCUGUGGCUCUGUGCCUGCCCUUCAAGGCUUUGCUGGCUUCCCUACCGUUCCUCUCCCAGCUGCCCUGGGCAGUGCCCUGCCUCCCACACUGUGCCAUGGAGGCCCUCCUGCCUCAGCCCCCAGGGAGGAGUCAGCCCACAAUGGAAACCCUGAGUCUAGAACGAGGUGUGAAGAAGGAGGCAAUCUGGGAGAAGAGACUUCCACAGGGAGGAAGCCAGGAGGGAGGGAGGCAGAGGGGACCAGGGCAGGCCACCUGUCUGCAUGCUGCCCUUGCACACUGCAGCCAGAGGUCCCUUUCCCUUGAGAACCUGCUGCUCCUCCCCAGCACCAGAUCUGUCCCCUUGUCUAGGUUCAACCUGAGCAACUGAACAUGACAGCCACCAGCCAUAGGUGAGGGACAGGGGACAAGCCUGAGAACUGCCUGGUGCCCAGCACCCAGCAUGUCCCUCCCUGCCUCUGGCCUUUGUGGGGGAGGGGAGAGCACUGGCUGCUUAGGAAGCUGGGAGUCAGCAUUGUGGGCUGAAGCGGAAGGAAGAAUGAGGAAAUCUGCAGGGCCUGGGGAUACCACAGAGCCUCUGGCUGUGGGGCAAGAGAGCCAGUCCUCCUCAGGUCCACAAACAACUGCCACAGGCCAAGAACCAGUUGUGUGCAGACGUCAGAUUUUCCUGGCAGCUUUAUGAUGUGGGCUGGUGAGGACUGAGGCACAGGGAGGUGCAGUGACUUGAAUCAGCAGGAGGGGAAGGGUUUGAGUCCCACCUGAGAGCCCAAGUCCCCCAUGGUGUGAGGAAGGCAUCUCAGAGCUGGGCCCCCUUCGAGAUAGGGUGAUGAGGCCUCAGUGGGGCUAUACAGUGCCUAACUGCACCAAGGAGCUGGUCGGUGUUCCGGCUGAGCCCAAAAAGAGAAGCUCCCCAAGGCAGGCCCACCCCUACUUUUCUGUGCCCUACUGACCUUUGCUCAGAGUCCGGGGCUUCCAGGAAGGAAGAGAGGUGUUAGCCUGGUUGCUGUGGAGGAUCAACCCAAGGCAGGGACUCCAAGACCUGGAAGAGGCCUUCUGCAGCCCCAUUUCCUCUUAAUCAAGCUGGCCAGGCCAGCAGAGCCUCAGCUGUGCAUGGAAGCUGGAAUCUGACCCCGUGGUGGUGGCCCGGUCUCCAUGGUAGCCGGAGGUUUAUUACCCAGUCUCCACCCACCUUGGCGGACUUUCGACUUGAAGCCAGAGAGGAACAGAGAGCGUGGUUCUGAGAGCAGCCGGAGCCCCAAUAUGGCCAAGUUUCUUUCCCAGGACCAAAUUAACGAGUACAAGGAAUGCUUCUCCCUGUACGACAAGCAGCAGAGGGGGAAGAUCAAAGCCACUGACCUCCUGGUGGCCAUGAGGUGCCUGGGGGCCAGCCCGACUCGAGGGGAGGUGGAGCAGCACCUGAAAACCCAUUUGAUAGAUAGAAAUGGAGAGCUAGAUUUCUCCACCUUCCUGACCAUUAUGCACACACAAAUCAAACAAGAGGACCCAAAGAAAGAAAUUCUUCUGGCCAUGUUGAUGGCAGAUAAGGAGAAGAAAGGUUACAUCAUGGCGUCUGAGCUGCAGUCAAAACUCAUGAAACUGGGGGAGAAGCUCACUCAAAAGGAAGGUUGGUAUAAUGCAGGACACGGACACAAGAUUAAGCUGCCCCACCCCAGAACUGGGCUGAAGGAAAUAAAGUUACGGGUUUUCAACUGGAUCAUUCAAAGAGCUGCUAAUUCAGCAUCAUACAUAAGGUUGUUAAUCAGAAUUUUCAGACCACCAACAAUGACAGAAAACAAAAACAAAACCAAAAAAAGGGGAGAAAACUAUCAUUUUACCUUAGGUAGUUGAAUAGAAGUUUCCUAUCGCAAUAUAAAAUCAGAAAAAAAACACUCCACAAUUUUAGUAAUUUCUAUCCCAGUCCAAAUUUAGACACAAAUUAUGAUACUAUUUGAAACUAGCCUAAAUUAGUAUGGCAAUAAGAGUUCUUGAAGUGUUUACACACCACCACACCAGAUUCAUUUAAAAACUUAACUAUUUCCUGUUUUAACUGACAGUGAAGCUGGUUUUUUUAUUGCAAAUUGUUUUGUGACUAUAACUUGGCCAUUGAUGUGUGGAAUACACAUGCAUAGGGGAAGACUAUGUAAUGCACUUGUUACCCACACACUCUUGUUUAUAAAUACAUAUAUACACACACACAUAUAUACAUCAACACCAACUUUUUUUCAAAA